CGCGCUGCCGAGGGCACGGGCCGAGAUGGCGACGGCGCGGCUGAGCGCCACCGAGAACCGUCUGGUGUCGCUGCCCCUGUCGCGGAUCCGCGUCAUCAUGAAGAGCUCCCCGGAGGUCUCCAGCAUCAACCAGGACGCGCUGUUCCUCACCGCCAAGGCCACGGAGCUUUUUGUUCAGUAUUUGGCUACAUACUCUUACAAACACGGCAGAGGGAAGGAGAAGAAUGCUCUGACUUACACUGACCUGUCUCAUACAGCAGAAGAGUGUGAGACCUUUCAGUUCCUUGCAGAUAUCUUGCCAAAGAAGAUCCUAGCUAGCAAAUACCUAAAAAUGCUUGAAAAAGAGAAGCGAGAUGGAGAAGUGAGAGAAGAUGAUGAUGAGGGUGAGGAGGAAGAGGAUGAAGACGAAGCUGUUGGUGACAGUGUUGCAUCUUAAGGCCAGUGGAGAAUUGUUUCACAGUUGAUCCAUUUUCUGUUGUAUAAAGGAUGUUAUUUUUGUGACUGAGAAUCCAGAUGCUGGAUAUAUUUAUACACUGAGCCAUCUGCUUUUGCUUUAAGAAGUUUAGAAGUUGAACUUUAUACUUGUUGGAGAAUGGAAUUCUUCCCUCACAAACAAGGUGGGGUAGGAAGAGACAGUGCAAACCUGACAGCAGAGCUUGGUCAGAUAAUUUGAAAUGACUUUGUCAGACAAUCAUUACCAAAAUUUAAAAUUUCUUACAGGCAGCUUUCAGUUCAAAAGCUCCAACAGUGGACCAAGUCCAUUUAAAAAGUCUGUAAAAACAGCCAUGUGGGCACCCAGAUGGGACAGGAGGAGAUCCAUCCCAAGAACUGAUGUGGUUCUGCAGCUGUGGUGGUAAAUGGGGUAGAAAAUUAUGUAAAUGUGGGCAUCUAGAACCCUUUCUUGAAUGAACUCAGGCAGUUUCUCUUGCCAAAAAGCACAUUGAAGUCUGUUAAUUGUGGGUUCUUGAGAAUGAGCAGCUCCUUUACCAAGUGAGUGACAGAGAUGGAUUUUUCAUUUGGUUUUGGUUUGUUUUUCUUUUCUUUUUUUACUACAGAAAUGGCAACCGUCCCAUGUAGAACUUCACACAUAACUUUUUAAAAUAAACGUUUUGUAUGAAAACUGACAAUGGAUGCAGAAACUUCCUGUAGUUCUUUCCAGUUUUAGUCACUCUCAUGGUCAGUGUGGCAAUGUUUGCAGAGUGUCAUGGCCAGUCUGAGAGAGAGAAGUGACUGAGAUCUGUGCCCAGGGGUGAAAAAUGCCCCAGGUAAGCACGGGAGUGUUAACAGGUAAUAACCUCGCACUCCAGAAAAGCUAGGCAGCAAAUCAGCCAGGAACUUGUCCCAGGCAACACCCUAACUUGGAGGGCAUGGUAAAGAGUUACCAGAACUGAACAGCUUCUCGUGGGUUGAAGGCACAGCCACACUCAACUUCUCUGAAAACACAGCAGGGAGCUCCAGCAUAUCCACAAUCCAUAUUCUGAGAAAGCCAAGAGGAGCUUAGAACUGGCAGAGCUACUGAGCCACACCAGAAAUGCUCCUGCUCUUUUAACAGAUCAGAGGAUGCUGCACUGUAAAACAUUUCCCUGAAGAUGCCAUAAAUGAAAAUUGUAUUGUAACAGGAAUGCUGCAGUGACUGCUGAGUGGGGCUGGAUCCCUGGGGAAAUUCCCAAGGGGGUACAGGCGGAACUAAACCAUUGUUCCAAGAGUUGGUUUGUGCUUUUUUAAAUAUUAUUAAAAGUGCAUGGAGAUGUGUGGGAAACAUGAGUGUGGAAUGCUGUUUAGGGGGAUGGGGUGCCAGUUUUUGGGAAAGAAAAAAAGAUCCACCAACACAAAAUUGCACAGUGAUUCUCUAGCAGGAACAGGGCUGAGGGUAACAAGCAAAUACCUGAACCAUGGAUGGGUCACAACCAAAGAGAGGAACAUCCUCAAACAGUCCUGGCAGGGGUCUGACCACAGCCCCAUCCCCACCCCUGCAACCUGGGGAGAGGAGGCAGGAGGGAGGGGCGAAAAGGGACUGGGAAAGGAGUGGAAGAUGUUUUAAUUUUUGUCUUAGUUUCUCACCAUCUAAUUCCACUUAAUGUGACAGUAAAUUAUAUAAUUUUCCCUCUGAUCAUUCCUGUUUUGCCCAUGGCAGCAACUCCUCAG
Molecule: messenger RNA, 2145 nt
Organism: Ficedula albicollis (Collared flycatcher)
Lineage: Eukaryota; Metazoa; Chordata; Aves; Passeriformes; Muscicapidae
Gene: CHRAC1
Product: chromatin accessibility complex 1
Exons: 3
Coding region: 26-436 (136 amino acids)
Cellular component (GO): nucleus; CHRAC
Molecular function (GO): protein heterodimerization activity
Source: RefSeq, a predicted model, not a curated record